AUGGGACAGACGGUAACGACUCCACUCAGUCUGACGUUAGAUCACUGGACAGAAGUGAGAGCGAGGGCACACAAUUUGUCAGUAGAAGUUAAGAAAGGGCUAUGGCAGACUUUCUGUACCUCCGAAUGGCCCACUCUUAAUGUAGGGUGGCCCCCGGAAGGGACUUUUGACCUCUCCACUUUACUUGCAGUAAAAGCUGUUGUUUUUCAGAGUUCGUCUCAAGGACAUCCGGAUCAGCAACCCUAUAUUGUGGUCUGGCAGGAGUGAGUGGAAAAUCCACCACCCUGGGUAAAGCCCUGGGCGCAAAAGAAAAUGAACUCUCGAGUCUUAGUGGCCCAGGCUCAACCUCAGAGCAAGGAAAAAGAGACUACCAAAAUUCACCCUGACACUCAAGAUUUACUUAUGGUUGAUGAUCCCCCUCCCUACCCUCCUGCCCCAGCCCCAGCGCCUCCAGCCCCGGCUCCCCCAGCCCAGGUGCCCUCAGCCCCGGCGCCUCCAGCCCAGGUGCCCCCAGCCCCAGCGCCCCCACUGCCCCUAGCUUCAGGCACCGGGGCAGUGGGACCGCUUCCGGGACCGGCCCAGGGAACUCGAUGCCGCCGAGGGGCCGCAAUGGACCCCCCGGGUAUUUUUCCCCUCCGGUCUUAUGGGGCCCCCAUCCUUGGAGAGGAAGGGGACCCGCCUUUCCAACCUCUGCAAUAUUGGCCAUUCUCCUCUGCUGAUUUAUACAACUGGAAAGCUAACCACCCUCCUUUUUCAGAAGAACCACAGAAACUAACUGGACUGAUAAAGUCCCUAAUGUUUUCUCACCAGCCCACUUGGGAUGACUGUCAGCAGCUUUUACAGGUGCUCUUCACCACGGAAGAAAGAGAAAGGAUCUUCCUGGAAGCACGAAAGAACGUGCCUGGAGCUGACGGAUGACCAUCACAACUCCCUCAUGAUAUAGAAAGGGGGUUCCCACUGACCAGACCCAACUGGGACUUUAAUUCUCCAGAAGGUAGGGAGCGACUAACCAUCUAUCGCCAGGCUCUGGUGGCGGGUCUUCGCGGGGCCGCGAGGCGCCCCACCAAUUUGGCCAAGGUAAGAGAGGUCAGUCAGGGAGCCACUGAGGUGCCUGCAGUGUUCUUAGAACGCCUGAUGGAAGCCUUCAGGGUUACUACCUUUGACCCCACUUCCGAGGAGCACAGUGCCUCAGUGGCUCUUGCUUUUAUUGGGCAAUCAGCACCCGAUAUUAGAAAGAAGCUUCAGAGAUUGGAAGGCUUACAAGAUUUGUCGCUGAGAGAUUUAGUGAAAGAAGCUGAGAAAGUUUAUCAUAAGAGAGAGACUGAGGAAGAAAAGGAAUUGAGGAAGGAGAAGGAAAGAGAAAGUAAAGAGGAAAAAAGGGAUAGGAAACAUGAGAAAAAUUUAACAAGGAUCUUGGCCGCAGUGGUAGAAGGCAAGGGACGCCCGCCCUCUAGCGGCAGAACUAGUAAGGCAGGGCACCUGGGCAACCGGCCUCCCUUGGAUAAAGAUCAAUGUGCAUAUUGCAAGGAAAAAGGGCACUGGGUAAAAGAAUGCCCUAAAAAGCCACUAAAAAAGCCUCCGAAGAAGGUGUUGUCCCUGCUGGAAGACGAGGAUUAGGGAAGACGGGGCUCAGAGCCCCACCCCGAGCCCAGGGUAACUCUGAAAGUGGAGGAGCAACCCGUUGAAUUCCUGGUAGACACCGGUGCUCAACAUUCUGUAUUGACUCAGGCAAAGGGCCCCCUCUCUGAUAAAAAAUCUUGGGUGAUCGGGGCUACGGGCCAGAGACAAUAUGUGUGGACUACCCGGAGAACAGUGGAUUUAAGAGUAGGACGAGUAAACCACUCGUUCCUUGUUAUACCGGAAUGCCCCACACCCCUGUUAAGAGACAUUUUAACCAAAGUGGGGGCCCAAAUAUCCUUUCAAGCCGGGGAACCUCUGGUGACCAAUCAAGAGAAUAAACCUUUGAGCUUAAGCGUCCUGACUAUAAGAUUAGAAGAUGAAUACCGUCUUUUUAAGGAGCCGGAGCCCUCCAAAAUAAGUCAGGAGUGGUUUGACCGGUUCCCAGGAGCCUGGGCAGAAACGGCCGGCACUUCUGCGCAGCGGGCAGAGCUCGUCGCCCUGACUCAGGCUUUAAAGAUGGCAGAAGAAGUAAACACUGAAUUAAUUAAGAGUCAAGCUACCAUCCUGAGCACUACCAUCAGUGUCAUACAGUUUCAGCUGACUGUAGGCCAAAAAUUCACUAGCCAGUUUGCUUCUAUACCCAUGUGCUGCUGCUUAAACCGCAUUAAAAAGCUCUGCACAGCUGCCGGGGGUUUCCUUGCGGCCCGUCGGCAAGUGCGGCUGGAGGAGGGAACCGCCGCUCCUCCCCCUGCCUACAGUCCGCUCGGGGCGCCGAUGCUGAUGUACACUGAGGGUCACAUAGCAGCUCAUGCUGUGUCCCGCUAA
Messenger RNA from Manis pentadactyla (Chinese pangolin), 2445 nucleotides. RefSeq lists its product as uncharacterized. Gene Ontology annotation, molecular function: aspartic-type endopeptidase activity; zinc ion binding; nucleic acid binding. Gene Ontology annotation, biological process: virion assembly; proteolysis. NCBI's taxonomy places the organism in Eukaryota, Metazoa, Chordata, Mammalia, Pholidota, Manidae. The record is from RefSeq and is a predicted model, not a curated record.